GGGGGUUUAACAUUAGGGAGGUUUAUGAUAGACAGAUAGAGCGGCCAUGGAAGACAACAAAUUCUCCACUGCGAAUCCAAACCCCAGCCAACAGAUCGCAAUGUCUCCCUCAAAAUCCGGGCAAAACGAAGGAAACCCAGAAUCGGAAACCUCAGAAUCUCCACCACCAAUCGUCGAAUCUUCAGAUCCCCCCAGAGAAAAGAACAAUCAAGAAUCCAACGAAGAUGGGAUUAGCGCGGGGGAGAAAAUCGGGGAAGGAGAACGGGAGGAAGAGGAGGAGGAGGAGGAAGGAGAGUGUGGGUUUUGUUUGUUUAUGAAGGAGGGUGGGUGUAGAGAUACCUUUACGGAUUGGGAGAAGUGUGUGGAGGAGGGCGAGAAGAACAAAGAGGAUAUUGUUGAAAAAUGCUUCGGGGUGACUUCUGCUCUGAAGAGGUGUAUGGAAGCUCAUUCAGAUUACUAUGCUCCCCUUUUGAUGGCUGAGAAGGCUGCUGAGGCCGAGGCCUUGAAAGAAUUGGAGACAGAGAAGGAGAAAGAGAAGGAAAGAGAAGAAUCUAGUGAAGGAAAUACCAAAUUGACGGGAGAAGGAGAAUCAGAGAGUUCUGAGAAAAAAGAGUCUUGAACUUGGUAAUUUAAAGAUUGAGCUCUUCUUUAUUUUUCAUAUUAUAUCCAACUAUACAAUGGUUUUGGUUAAGGGACAGUUGUGAACUUAAUAACAUCUAUUGAGCGAUGUUAAGAGGAUAUGUGAUUCUUUUACUAACAUUGAUAUUUCCAAAGUAAUUGAAUGAUCCAUUCACUUGAUUUUGUUUUGGAAUGAUUUGCUGUAUUUCAUUUACUCCACGGGUUGUCUGUUUUUGUUUACAUGUUGGUAUGCUUGGUUUGAU
Molecule: messenger RNA, 881 nt
Organism: Cuscuta epithymum
Lineage: Eukaryota; Viridiplantae; Streptophyta; Magnoliopsida; Solanales; Convolvulaceae
Source: the annotation of a GenBank genome assembly